CGCAUACAGAUAAAUUAGCGUAACUUAAGGCGGUCCGGCGAGACGCUCGACGAGACGGUCGCGUCCGCACGCGCGGGGGCAGAUUGCCGUAGGAGGGUAUCGCCAUUCCGGUAGUAGAUCCCGAGGAAAGUCGUCCCAGAGAGAUGGCUCGCGUUCCCCCGCCUCCCUCUUCCCGAUCCGAAAUCCCGCGGGAACCGCGAUUCUCCGUUGUCUUCGAGCGGGACCCAGAGUGACUGUUCAUCCCACCCUCUCCUCCCCCGCCCCCAUUUUCCCGUCUUCGUCAAACUUCCCGGGGACGAGGAGUUCCCAGGGUUGACUGGCGACACGUAGGACGUAAAGUCUAAACCCUCUCGAAUUCAGGAUUAAUUUUUUACCUCUCUCUCUCUCUCUCUCUUUUACACACUCUCUCUUGAGUACGUUUUAUACUUUGAAACAGUUGCGAAAGAGUAGACAAUGCGUACGGAGCAAAGUAACGCUUUACGAUCAAUGUCUCUCCUCGAGACACGUUCCCUCUUGCCUACUCGAGAUAUUGGAAAAAAAAGAGAAAAAAAGUGCGAUUACCACGCCGAUGGUAAAACCUUGCUCGUUGUAUCGCAUCCUGAUCGCGAGCAAGGCUCUAGUUUCGUUGCGAAGUGUCCCUCUCGCCGUACAUUUACCGUUUGUCUACUUGGGCUACCUGACUACGUUACGCUCUCUCGCUCCAGGUCCGCCUGUCUCUCUGUUUCUCUCUCUCUAUGUCUCGCGAAAAUGCACAUAAAAAAAAAUCGCCCAAGUCAUAUGAAGGCGGGAGGAUCCGGAACGAGCCGUGUACUCAUGGAAGGCAGUUUCUAUCCUUAUAGGUGCGUCCGUGUACGUCCGUCCUUCAGUUCGGCCCGUCGUCGGCGUGAUGGACUCAAAGCGGUACGAACGCAGCGCCCGAUCGCAUACCGAAUCGCCACCUGCUCCGCCCUCGCCUCCCAUGUAUAGCACAGGUUACACCACGACACACGACAGCCACAAGAGCAGGUCCGGCACGCGGCGCACGCCCUCGCCCGCCACGGACCACCAUCGUAGCAGUAGAUCCUCGCGGAACGACUCGCCGCCGCAGGAGCGGCGCAAGCGCCGCCGCAGCGGCUCCAGGUCGUCCCCGGUGCGCUCGCACAGACGGUCCAGGUCCAACGACAGAGAGCGGGACCGCGACAGAGAGAGGUCGCGCAAGUACUCGAGGAGGGACAGAUCGCGAUCGAGGUCGCGCGGCAGGUCCCGCUCGAGGGACAAGAGGCGGAGUCGCAGCCGCAAUCGCAGCAGGGACAGGGACAGGGACAGGCAUAGGUACAGGGAGAGCCGCAGGCACCACGCCAGGGCGACCUCGUACGAGUCCGACGCCCUGGAGGAGCAUGGGGAUGGGACAGGAGCGAUGAUGCGGCAGGCGGCCGCUGUUGCCCCGCAGCCGAAUGCCUUCAAGAACGACGGUAGUUUUAUGGAGAUGUUCAAGAAGAUGCAGGAGCAGAUGCAACCUGCCGCGCAAAAGCCCACCACUUCCGUGCUGGAGGAAAAGCCGGUGGUGCCGCCGCCGUUGAUGGUGGGCAAGAGGAGAGGCGGCAGGAUUCUAAAGACUGGCAUGGUGGCGAAACCAAAGACGGAGCAGGCGGUGGAACAGCCCAAGGAUGCGUGGUCCCUUUACAUGGCGGAGGUGAAGAAGUAUCGGGAGGUUUGCUGCCAGGAGGAGGACAACACGCGGCCGUUGGUUAAAUAGCUUCAACGAUUCGCGUCGUCCCGUCUUUACAUACUUUGGCUCAUUACUUUUCUUCUCUAAGAUAUCUGUAGUUGAUCGUAAGCAUCCUUGUAAACGAAAAGAUAAAAAGAAAGAACCGCGGAACAAAUACUUCUCCUCAGAGGUACCUUUCGUUCAUUUUGUUUCCGCCGUGAGCACUUUCUGUUCACUUAAGCCCAGCGCCAACUCUUUGUUAACGAGCUGAACGAAAGAGAAACGGAGAAUGGAGGAAGUGCCGUGAGAAACGGACUCAUUUGUGAUAUAGUGUCGUGCGUGCUUUUUUGAGAGACGUAUGGACGAGAGCGAGAGAGAAAUAUACAAUUUAUAUACAUUUACGGGCAGGUAAAAGGGGGUAAAAAAAGAGGGAGAGAGAAGGUGAGACGCGCGACCGUGAAUCCGUGCUGAAAUUUAGAGAUUAAAUAAU
Vollenhovia emeryi is the source of this 2177-nucleotide messenger RNA. RefSeq lists its product as uncharacterized. The transcript has a single exon. Lineage: Eukaryota; Metazoa; Arthropoda; Insecta; Hymenoptera; Formicidae. The record is from RefSeq and is a predicted model, not a curated record. Gene Ontology annotation, molecular function: 5'-3' exonuclease activity; 3'-5' exonuclease activity. The coding region runs from base 887 to 1735 and encodes 282 amino acids.